This is a messenger RNA of Hibiscus syriacus, 729 nucleotides long. RefSeq lists its product as uncharacterized. The transcript has 4 exons. NCBI's taxonomy places the organism in Eukaryota, Viridiplantae, Streptophyta, Magnoliopsida, Malvales, Malvaceae. The annotation marks the transcript as partial. The record is from RefSeq and is a predicted model, not a curated record.
CAAUUCCGUUGUUUCCAAUCAUUAUGCUGCCAACAGUUUCGUUUAGUUUCAGCAUGAACCAAUGCAUGGAAAUGCAACUUUCCGCCGUUUUCCUUUAUUUUUUUAAUUUGUAUUGUUAAGCGGAUUUUUGUUUUGUUAUCUUUUUAUUCAGUGUGUUGGUUGCGAGUGGGAUAAUUGAAUUGAUUGAGAGAGCGCUGUGAGGUGAAAGAAAAAGGAAGAAAAAUGAGUAGGCUAUCGUUUAGGCCACGCCCAUUGGACAUACACAAGAAGCUACCGAUUGUUAAGUCAGUGAAAGACUUCGAAGACGAUGACACUCCUACUUCCGCUACUCGUAACUCUCAAAUGCUGCGUCUUGCUGCUGUUGAGGUCGAAACGGAGGUACAACCAAUCGCAACCAAGAAACCGGGUUCUGAAAUACCUACACCUCAGUUUGUUGUUGUCGAUACAUAUGAAAGAGAUUAUUCUCGCACGUUCUUUCAAUCCACAUCCUAUUUACGAGCAAGGGGAGCCCGGGGUGAGAUUGGAGAGUUUGUUGAGUAUGAUCUUGAUAACGAGGAUGAAGAUUGGCUUCAAGACUACAACAAAUAAGAAGAUUCUUGCACCUGAAAAGGUGGAGAGUCUUCUUUUUAAGUUGGAGGUGUUGGAUCAUAAAUCUCGUGAAAGAGCAGGAGUUAUAACACCUACACUUGUUUCACCAAUUGUGCUGUUGACAAUGGAUGCUGCUAUGAG